AUGAUUGCUUCAAGGAUUGGUCACUCCCUCUCACGCUAUUCUCGUGCUAAAAAUUUGUUGCAACGCGAUGCUGGAAGAGCAACCGUUUUGAAGGGUUAUGGCUAUGUUGCUUCUUCUUCAUUCGGAGGAGCUCCUUUUCUUGCUGCUACUACUAUUACCAAUGGUUUCACUUCCAAUUUAAUACUGCAUAGGCUUCAUCGGCUCUUUUCCAGCAUUAAUAAUGCCCCAAAGAAAAAAAAUUAUGAGAACUACUAUCCCAAGGGAAAGAAAGAAAUUCCAAAAGAAGAUCAGCAGAAAUCUAAGUCUAAAGAAGAUAACAAAACUGACAAUCAUGAAAAAUUUCAAGAGAACUUGAAGAAACAACUUCACAAUAUCAUCACACCUUUGUUGAUGAUGUUGGUACUUCUUUCAUCUGCUCCUUUACCUGAACAUGAACUCCAGAAGAUUAGUUUCCAGGAGUUUAAAACAAAGCUUUUGGAGGAAGGAGUAGUAGACCACAUUGUUGUUUCAAACAAGUCAGUUGCCAAAAUCUAUGUAAAGGGCUCUCACCAUAAUGGAACAGGAGAUCAUGUUGAUGAAGGGAAAACCCUUCCUGCAACAGUUGAAACUGGAGGCCAAUAUAAAUACUAUUUCAUCAUAGGCAGCGUCGAGUCCUUCGAGGAGAAGCUAGAGGAAGCACAGGAAGCACUCAACAUUCACCCUCAUGAUUAUAUUCCUGUUACAUAUACUUCUGACGUUUAUUGGUACCAAGAGUUAUUGAGAUUUGCUCCAACACUUUUGCUUUUGGGAUCUCUCGUGUAUAUGGGGAGAAGAGUGCAAGGUGGGUUUGGUGUUGGUGGGGGCAACAACAAAGGUGCUAGUGGAAUUUUCAACUUAGGAAAAGCCCGUGUAACUAAAGUGGAUAAACAUGCAAAAAACAAGGUCUACUUUAAAGAUGUUGCUGGGUGUGAUGAGGCAAAGCAAGAAAUCAUGGAGUUUGUGCAUUUGUUAAAGAAUCCAAAGAAAUAUGAAGAACUUGGUGCAAAAAUUCCAAAAGGUGCUCUUCUUGUUGGGCCUCCAGGCACAGGGAAAACACUCUUAGCAAAAGCAACUGCAGGGGAAUCCGGUGUGCCUUUUCUAUCUAUAUCUGGUUCUGAUUUUCUGGAGAUGUUUGUUGGUGUUGGACCCUCAAGGGUGAGAAGCUUGUUCCAGGAAGCAAGGCAAUGUGCUCCAAGUAUAGUAUUCAUUGAUGAGAUUGAUGCAAUAGGUAGAGCCAGGGGACGUGGAAGCUUCUCUGGUGGCAAUGAUGAGCGCGAAAGUACAUUGAAUCAAUUGUUGGUGGAGAUGGAUGGUUUUGGAACCACUUCUGGGAUUGUUGUGCUUGCUGGCACAAAUAGACCUGAUAUCUUGGACAAAGCUCUGCUUAGGCCUGGCAGAUUCGAUCGCCAGAUUAGCAUCGAUAGGCCUGAUAUUAAGGGUCGCAACCAGAUAUUUCAAAUCUACUUGAAGAGGAUCAAACUAGACCAUGAUCCGUCAUAUUAUUCACAGAGGCUUGCAGCACUUACCCCUGGAUUUGCUGGAGCAGACAUUGCCAAUGUCUGCAAUGAAGCUGCACUGAUUGCUGCAAGAAGCCAGAAUACUUGCGUCACUAUGGAACAUUUUGAGGCAGCAAUUGAUAGGAUUAUUGGUGGAUUGGAGAAGAAGAACAUGGUAAUAAGCAUGUUGGAAAGGCGUACCGUUGCUUACCAUGAAUCUGGCCAUGUUGUUGCAGCAUGGUUCUUGGAACACGCUCAACCAUUGUUGAAAGUAACCAUAGUUCCUCGCGGUACAGCAGCUCUUGGGUUUGCGCAGUAUGUUCCCAGUGAGAAUCUCCUAAUGACAAAGGAGCAGCUUCUUGAUGAGAUUUGUGGGAUCCUUGGUGGUAGGGCUGCGGAGCAGGUUCUGAUUGGAAGAAUCUCAACAGGAGCACAAAAUGACUUGGAAAAAGUGACUAAGUUGAUGUAUGACCAAGUAACAGUGUAUGGCUUCAGUGACAAAGUUGGUCUGCUCUCUUUCCCUCAGAGAGGAGAAUGGAUGACCAAACCAUACGGCGAUGGCACCGCCGCCCUCAUCGACGCCGAGGUUCGAGAAUGGGUUGCCAAAGCAUAUCAGCGUACUGUGAACCUCAUUGAGGAACACAAGGAUCAAGUGGCUCAAAUUGCUGAGUUGCUGCUACAAAAGGAAGUGCUAUACAGGGAUGAUUUGGUUCAAGUUUUGGGCGAAAGACCAUUCAAGUCUAGUGAUGAACACAACCAUUAUGAUACUUUCAAGCAAGAUUUUCAAGAGGAAGAAGCUAAACUUCAGCAGCCAGCUGCUGAAACUAAUAUUUCUAGAAAUCAAAGUGGAAAUGAGUCUUUUAGAGAAAACAACUCUACAACAGAAGGUUCGGAACGUGUUAAUGGCAAUGGGAAAAGGAAACAGGCUGAAGUUAAUUGUGAAGAACAAUAUCCAAACAAAUCACCCAAGAAUGAUGAUGAUGUUGAUAAUCAAUCUACUCCAAAAAAUAGUUUGGGCUCUUUUAGAAAACCAAAUGUAGAUAAGCUGGACUGGAAUGUCCUUCGAUCGUCAAAAGCCAAACAAAAAAGAUGA
Arachis stenosperma is the source of this 2607-nucleotide messenger RNA. Its product is annotated as ATP-dependent zinc metalloprotease FTSH 10, mitochondrial-like. The record is from RefSeq and is a predicted model, not a curated record. NCBI's taxonomy places the organism in Eukaryota, Viridiplantae, Streptophyta, Magnoliopsida, Fabales, Fabaceae. Gene Ontology annotation, molecular function: ATP-dependent peptidase activity; zinc ion binding; ATP hydrolysis activity. The coding region runs from base 1 to 2607 and encodes 868 amino acids. The transcript has 10 exons. Gene Ontology annotation, cellular component: m-AAA complex; chloroplast thylakoid membrane. Gene Ontology annotation, biological process: mitochondrial protein processing; protein-containing complex assembly.